Messenger RNA from Penaeus indicus, 2479 nucleotides. RefSeq names its product mucin-2-like. The transcript is spliced from 2 exons. The coding region runs from base 10 to 2031 and encodes 673 amino acids. The record is from RefSeq and is a predicted model, not a curated record. NCBI's taxonomy places the organism in Eukaryota, Metazoa, Arthropoda, Malacostraca, Decapoda, Penaeidae.
GUCAAAGAAAUGCAACAGAAUGAAAAAGUCACGCUCUCGCCCAUCGCCUGCCUGCUUGUCUCCACCGCGCUCCGUUGCCGUGACACGGAUGUCCUGCAGGCGAUAAGGGACGGACGCCUCGCCCGGAUGAUCGUGGCCGCCGAGAUGGUUAGCGAAGGCAUUGCGAAGGUUCUGGAUGAUAGUGAUGGCAAAAUUAGUGCGGUCUUCCAAUUGGCGGGUGACAACACUACAGCUGCCUCUCUAACAGCGAUUGAUGAGAACAAAGUUGCAGAAAUUCAGGGUUUCUUUGACAGAGUUCUUGAAGCCACUGGUAAUAGUGGCAGCACGACUGAUACUACUGUGUGGACAACAACAACCGAAAAUGACAAACAAUCAACAUCUGGAAUACCACAGCAAGAGACUACAACUUUGCCACCUGUGACAUCUGAUCCAAUAAUUGUAACGCCGAGCAAGGCACCAGCUUCAGAAGAGCCCACGGGAAACCCAGUGAUCCCUCCUAAAGAGCAGCUCCCUUCAUCAGAAUACAUGAACUUCAAUGACACGGGGGCCGUCCUGAGUAGUUUCUUAAAUGUGACAGGUGAUCCGUGGUUUCUAGUGACCAAUCGGCCGUUGACAGAGACGUCAGCGGGAGGAAAGCCUGUUACAUCAACGACCUCAGUCCCAACUCAGACUAUGAUAGAGAGCGAGACCAUGAAUAUAUCCGAAGUACAGACUGAAGAGACUCGUAAACCUACAACAUUGCCUAGUGGCUUGACAGUGACUGCAGGAACUUCGGAUUUUCCUUCGACAGUGACUGUCGAGAUAUCAGAAAACCCUAUGACAUUUACUGGCUCUUCUGAUACUGUGACAACAGAUUCAUCUUUCUCAGGCACUACUACAUCGUUUACUGAUGAGACACCAUCCUCUUCAUUGGCAGUGACAGAAGAAACUGUAACUGAAUAUCCAGCAUCGGUGAGUGAGGGAGAAACUACUGCCUCAGUUGGUGUAAGUACAGAAAUGACAUAUACUGUGCCAUCAACUGAUGUUUCAAAAUCUCAGACUGAGACGACGACGAACACGUUUGCUUCCUCUGUUUCAGAGUCGACGACUGCAUCAAUGAAUGAAGAAACAGAAGGUGAUGACUUUCUAACUUCAGACUCUAUAGCCAUGGGAAUAACUACAGAAGGGACAGUGACCAUGGAAACAGGAACGACAGAAGCAAUAACAGAGACAACCACAACAGAAGAAUUUUCAAGUGAGUCAGUGACCGAAGCAACAGUUACUGGGGAAUCGACUCCCAUAGAAAUAUUUACAGAAGAAACGGCAACAACAGCAAUCAGUGAGGAAUCAACUCCAAGGGAGACGGCAACAGAGGGAACAGUCACAGAAGAGAUGGUAACAGAAGGAACACUCAUCACUGAGGAUUCGACGAACAGUGAGACGGCAACUGAGGGCGCAGUGACGCAAGAAUCGACGGACAGUGAGACGGCAACUGAGGGCGCAGUGACGCAAGAAUCGACGGACAGUGAGACGGCAACUGAGGGCGCAGUGACGCAAGAAUCGACGGACAGUGAGACGGCAACUGAGGACGCAGUGACGCAGGAAUCGACGGACAGUGAGACGGCAACUGAGGACGCAGUGACGCAGGAAUCGACGGACAGUGAGACGGCAACUGAGGACGCAGUGACGCAGGAAUCGACGGACAGUGAGACGGCAACUGAGGACGCAGUGACGCAGGAAUCGACGGACAGUGAGACGGCAACUGAGGGCGCAGUGACGCAGGAAUCAACGCCCAGUGCGACGGUAACUGAAGCUGCAGUGACGCCGAAAUCGACGCCCAGCGAGACUAUAACAGAAAUCGUGACUAAGGAAUCAACAUCCGUGACCGAGAUAAUAGAAUCGACUACAGAGGCAACUCCGCAAAUUUUACCACAUGAAAUAGCCGAGGACAUUCUUGCUCCACCAGUGAUUCCUUCAGAAGAGGAUUUACCCAAGACUGAAUAUGAACCCUUGAACGUUCCAGUCGAAUUUAUUCUUCACUUUCUUAGUUAAUUCGCCUAUUAUUGUAAUGGAUUGUCCUUCAGCUGGGUGCGCGAUUGCGUGUGCGAUUGUGUGUUUGUAUGUGGGAUGAGUACUGCUCGCAGGAUGUAACAUGGAUAUAUUUAUUUUGUGUAAUUUUGUGAAUAUUUUACUAUUAUUGAAUUUUAUGUAUCAGUUCAGCUAGUUACCAUGACCAUAGGAAAAUCCCUUUGUAAUAUUUAUAUAUAUCGAUGUAUGGAAUAACAUGAAAAUUUUAAACAAGAAAUACAAGUGAAUAACAACUGUUAAGCAGGUUACGUCAGGUGGUGUGUGUGUGUGCACGUGAGGGGAAAAAUAUUUAAAUUGUAUAAAAUAACAGCAAGUUGGUACAGAAAGUAUUGAUAGCAUUAUUUGUUGGAAAUAUUGUUUUUAUCAUGUUUUAAGAGUUCAUGUUUUGUUAUUAAAACUUUUAUAUAUGCAA